Messenger RNA from Phoenix dactylifera (date palm), 1141 nucleotides. RefSeq lists its product as uncharacterized. The record is from RefSeq and is a predicted model, not a curated record. Lineage: Eukaryota; Viridiplantae; Streptophyta; Magnoliopsida; Arecales; Arecaceae.
CCGUACUCCUUUCGCUCUGUAUGGAAAGGAAAUCCACUUGAGCGUCGCAGCUUGGGACAUAGAGUCAGUGGAGUUAGGGCGCCGCGAGGGAGAGUGCACCGAGGAAGAGGAAGAGAGAAGGCAAGAGUCAGUGGAGUCGAUGGGAAUGGCUACGCUGAUGGCUUUUCCGAAUCCUCCCAUCGCUCUGAGGAGCAAGCAUAUCAUCAAUCUUUCCUUGCAGAUAGAGAUUUCCCAGAGCUGCAGAACUCUAGCCCAUUACAGAGCCUCAGUAUCCAUAGGAUCUCAUUCUAGGUGGCACUUUUUGACUCAUUCCAUUAAAAUACGAGCUGCUGAACAUUUUGGUGAGCCAAAAAAUGUAACUGGUUUCCUGCACGAUUUAGUAGAGAGCUUGUGGAAGACUUCUCCCAGACCACUGAAUAAGUUCCCAUGGAAGGAAGCUAAAGAUAAGGUUAUAGAGCGCUUGCUCUUUCUUGGACAGAAGGCUUUGAAAUGGUCCACUAUUGUGCUUCUUGUUGUCAGUUCUGUAUCAGAUGUCUUGCUGGCAAUCUCAAGAAAUAGAGAGCUGAUGAUUCCACUCGGUUUAUUCAUAGGUGUUGCACUGACAGAUUUCUUAAAGGAGUUCUUUCACGACUAUUUUCAGAGAAGUAUAAAGGAUGACUCUUUUAAGCAUCUCGUGGGCAUUGGAUUGUUUUUUGUGCUCGUUAAGCUUAUCUCGUUAUGCAUGGAAAUUCCAAGGCGGGUAUUUUUUUCUCAUAUUGGGAAUGGUGGCUUGAUGCAAGUCUUCUGGUUGUCAAAAGAGUUGCAGCACACUGAGGAUAUUGGGAAUCAGAAAGAGCAAAGGUUGGAUGCCUCGGUGUCAGAAGUUCAAUAGAUUGAAAUGUGCGACUUUACCGCAUAAAGAGAUUGCUGUCGUGAGCCGGAUCAUGAGUUAUUAUUUUGGGCUUUUGCUGAGUGAUGAUUUCUUCCAGGGUCUGAAUUCUUCGUAAUAAAUUUUGUGUUGUACCAGUUUUCUGAAGCUGUAGAGCAUCAUUCGCAUGCAAAUUGUAAUUUACAUAAUUUUAAAAAUGAGCUAUGAAUUAAGUCAGAUUGUCAAUCAGGUCAAAUCAACUCUGUUUUUCAGCAGUGAACUAAGAUUCGUGAA